AUGGAGGGGGAUAAAUCUAAGGGUACCUCCCUGAAGUUCAAGAGAACUUUCCGAGCUUGUUUAAGCUGUAGAGUAAGGAAAAUUAAAUGUGAUUUGGGCUCACUUGAUCUGCCAAGAGAUGGAAAGUGUUUAAGAUGCUUACGAGAACGAAAGGAUUGUGUAUUUGUGGAGACUCGAAGAGGUAGUGACCCCACCAGUGUUCACAGAGCAGAGACUAGCAGUGGACCUGGAAGCCCCGGGUUGACAAAGAGCGGUAUAUCAUCUCGUUCCCCGUCUCAAAUUGAUGUAACAACUAUAUCGGGUAACAAAGGAGAAUCUGAAGUUGAGGGUUUAUCAAGCGGUUCAACAACCAAUGGGAAUCCUGAAUCUCCAAGUUCUCAACAAAGGAGCAAUCACUUCUCCACUAUGGAGGGUGCAUUGGUUUUCCUUGCCAAGGCAGCUGGAACUAUUGCCAAAGCAGAUGAAAGAGAUCACAUUGAUGCAGAAAAGAAACAUGAGCAACUUGAAAUGUCAAUAUCAUCAUCCUCAUCAGAAAGAGACAUGACCAAGGGAUCUUUAUCAAAUAUCCUUAAUCCAAAUAUCAACCCAUCUUCAAAUCGUAUGGUGAGACCUGAUCUGCAAGAGAGUUCAAACCACCAACGAAUACCUUCAUCAACGCCUGCUCCAACAAAUACUUCAUCAACGUCAUCAUCCACACAUCAACUUCAUAAAACUCAUCUGCAUCAGAAUCAUACCCAUACAAAUAAUCAUGAACGUCCUAAGCAACAACGUUUUGUUCCUUUGGCAGAGAAACCGGAAAUGAUUAGACCAAAGGCUACCAAUAAACUUUCAAAUUUUGAAUACAUCGGACUGCCAAAUGGGAUCUUAUCCGAAGAGGAAGCGGAAACUCUAAUCCAUUUAUUUUUUACAACAAUGCAUCCGUUCUUUCCAUUCAUUCCUAAAUUUUUGCAUGAACCAAAAGUACUAGCUGGAUAUCCAAUUUUACUUUGCGCUAUCUUAACAAUAGCAUCAAGAUAUCACCCUUUCACUCAGAAUGUUGGGAAUGGUGGUGUCCCAAGAAAUAUCGAAGUUCAUGACACUCUUUGGCUUUAUGUUCAACGUUUAAUUUCUCAAACCGUUUGGGCAGAAGCCAGCACUCGUUCAAUCGGUACAAUUUUUGCAUUCUUACUUUUCACAGAAUGGAAUCCAAGAGCUAUCCAUUGGAGAUGGUCUGACUAUGCAAACAAAGCUGAAGAUAAUGAUGCAAAUGAUACACAAAAAGUUGAUGGUGAAACAAACCUUACUGGAAUAGGUGCGAUGAGAAGAAGUUAUAGAAUGGGUUGGAUGUUAAUCGGAUCUGCAGUAAGGCUUGCCCAGGACAUGGGCUUUAUGGAAGUCAGUACAAAUGUGUUUUUAGCUACUCACAUUGCUGAAAUUAAUUGUGUUAUGAAUAACAGUCGUCGGUCUAUUUUAUCACAUUCAUUAUCUGAAUUAGAUCUCGAUGAAGAAGAAGAUGUGGAUUUGAAUGGUUAUAAUGACGACAAAGAUCUGAGAAUAAUGGGAAUGUCGGAAGAAGAACUUCGAGAGAUUUCAUUUUCUCCACAUAGUACUUUAAAAUUUUCAUUGAUCCAAAAGGCAAAGAUUGAACUUUUACAAGUUACAUGUUUGGGACAUGAAUCAUUUUACGGGUAUAAAGCUCAACUAGGAAGCUUAACCCAACGCCAACAUUUAUCAGUGCUUAAUAUUUUGAGUCCAAUCUUGAAUAAUUGGAGUAGAAAGUAUAAACAGUUAUUGGUUCCUAGCAAACCGAAACAAUUCCAUAGUUUAGCGAAUCUUCAACAACAUUUACUUAAUCCAGAUUCUAAAGUUGCAAAGGAAAUAUUCGAAUCAAUCGAUCAAGAAUCACUUAUAUUUGAGUACAACUAUACAAAAUUGUAUAUUUACUCGUUGGCCUUGAGUCCGACACAGCUGAACGACUCAAACGAAGCAAGCGGGAAAAGGAAAGCAAACAAGGUACUGCUUAAGAUGGACGAAAUAUCUAGAGCUGCAAAAUUCAUAGAGCAAGCGUUUGCAGCAGCAAAUCAAAUGUUGUCAGUGACUCAACGAAUUCAUCGGAUGAAAAUGCUUCUGUACAUGCCAGUACGGUGGGUUACAAGAAUAGUCCGUGCGAUUGCCUUUGUUGUAAAGUGUUAUUUGACUCUUAUUGCUCACAACAAGACACAGGGAUCUCUGACAACUAUGGGAACUCCGGGAAACCCCAAUAACUCAUUUGAAGGAUUUGAUUCUACUGUAUUGUCUUUAUCCUUAAUUUCAAUUGAUGAAAUAAUGCUUACAAUUCAAAGAGCUGCAAUUACAUUAAGAGACUGUUCUCCAGACGAAUUACAUUUAUGUACGCGUUAUUCUAACGUGCUUAUGUAUUUAUGUUCAGAAAUGAAAACUAAAACGAAAACAAACCCAUCUAGUGGUCAGGAACCUGGAUAUCCAUUAGCUAAAAAGAGAAGAACUUCAUUUGAAAGCAGUCAAACUCCCGGAGAUGAGAUGCAAAAACUCAUGCCCACGCUGGCUUCCAAUGACAGUUAUAACCAUAUAUCGGCAUUCAAUUUCCCACUGUAUUUCUCUCAAAAUGGGGCAUCAGGCCAGAAUAUUACAAGCGAAGCUAUCACACCCGAAGGUGUCAAUAUCGACCAAUUAAUGGGUGACAGUGAAGUUAUGGAUUGGUUUUCAAACAAUAAAGAUAUUGGGUUGGAUUUUGUAGGACCAUGGACAGAAAUGAUUGAACAGCAAUUAGACUCAAGAGACUUUAAUUUCGAUGAAGCAUUACAAUAA
This is a messenger RNA of [Candida] anglica, 2805 nucleotides long. The record is from the annotation of a GenBank genome assembly. Lineage: Eukaryota; Fungi; Ascomycota; Pichiomycetes; Serinales; Debaryomycetaceae.